Messenger RNA from Galeopterus variegatus (Sunda flying lemur), 543 nucleotides. Its product is annotated as carcinoembryonic antigen-related cell adhesion molecule 1-like. Gene Ontology annotation, biological process: signal transduction; regulation of immune system process. The annotation marks the transcript as partial. Gene Ontology annotation, molecular function: protein tyrosine kinase binding. NCBI's taxonomy places the organism in Eukaryota, Metazoa, Chordata, Mammalia, Dermoptera, Cynocephalidae. The record is from RefSeq and is a predicted model, not a curated record. Gene Ontology annotation, cellular component: cell surface; plasma membrane. The transcript has 2 exons.
UCUGUGCAGCGGAGUUACCCAAACCCUCCAUCACAAGCAACAACUCCCACCCUGUGGAGGACGAGGACUCUGUGGCAUUAAUGUGUGAACCUGAGACUCAGGACACAACCUACACGUGGUGGAUAAACGGUCAGAGGCUCCAGGCCAGUCCCAGGCUGGAUCUGUCCCUGGACAACAGGACUCUCACUUUACUCAGUGUCACGAGGAAUGACACAGGACCCUACGAGUGUGAAACCCAGAACCCAGUGAGCACCAGCCGCAGUGACCCAGUCACCCUGAAUAUUUCCUAUGGCCCAGACACCCCUACCAUUUCCCCCCCAGACUCAUCUUACCGUCCAGGAGCAAACCUCGGCCUCUUCUGCUACGCAGCCUCUAACCCACCCGCACAGUAUUCGUGGCUUAUCAAUGGGAGACCCCAGCAAUCCACACAAGAGCUCAUUAUCCCCAACAUCACUGUGAAUGAUAGUGGAUCCUAUACCUGCCUUGCCCAUAACUCUGCCACAGGCCUCAACAGGACCACAGUCAAGACGAUCACAGUCUCUG